Molecule: messenger RNA, 1416 nt
Organism: Naumovozyma dairenensis CBS 421
Lineage: Eukaryota; Fungi; Ascomycota; Saccharomycetes; Saccharomycetales; Saccharomycetaceae
Gene: NGK1
Product: hexokinase
Exons: 1
Coding region: 1-1416 (471 amino acids)
Biological process (GO): intracellular glucose homeostasis; glucose 6-phosphate metabolic process; glycolytic process
Cellular component (GO): mitochondrion; cytosol
Molecular function (GO): D-glucose binding; ATP binding; mannokinase activity
Source: RefSeq, a predicted model, not a curated record
AUGACAACCGCUACAGUGACAACUACAAAUGCGACUGCUAUGACACGUAGCAAUUCUAUAAACAACACAGACGACAGUUCAUUCCUCUGGGAUGAUCUAAAACAUUGGCUCACACCAAAGCACUCAUUACCAGAAGCAAUUCAACUUUUCCAAAAUGAAUUGCAAGAAAGAUUAAACACAAGCACAGUAUCAAUGAUCCCAACAAAAUCACUAUCGAAGGGUAUCAGAUCAUCAAUAUUAGAUAACGUCGUCGCAGUAAAUCAUAAACGUAUAUUAGCUAUUGAUUUUGGAGGUACGAGAUUGAAAUUCGCAUUCGUUUCAAUGCCUGAUUGUAAAAUUCAAUCACAACAUGAUUUAGAAAUUACAAAUAAAAUAGUUAAUCAAGAUUUCUUCAAUGAUAUCAUUGGAUGGAUCGUAAAUCAUCCUUCAUUUCUAUCCAAUUUGGAUAGUAUCGAAGACAUCGAUAAUGAUUUAUUGGUCGCGGUAACUUUCAGUUUCCCGUUGAAUGAAAGGAAAGAAAUUGUAGCUAUGGGUAAAGGUUUCGUAAUGACUGAUGAUCUUGUUGGUGUUCCAUUAGAUUCAAUAUUGAAAAAAUCGUUUAUUGAAAAUGGUAUGCCAAACGUGAAAAUUGGUGAUAUUAUUAAUGAUUCUGUCGCUGUUUAUUUGACUAGUGAGGUCUUUUGUCCACAACAAAUAAUUGGCACCAAGGGUGAAAAUGAAGAUGUUAAUUCAUUCUCUCUGAUACUGGGGACCGGUACUAAUUCCUGUUUUGAAUUACCUUUUGAUUCAUUACCUGUUUUUAAACAAUGGCAGUUUAAAGAUUCUUUGAAGAAAAAUGAAAAUGUGAAAAGUUCAAUUAUUAACUCAGAAAUCGGAUUUUUGGGUACUUUUAUUGAUUUAGCUCCCUUUGAUAUCUCUACUAAUCGCUACUCUAAAAUCAAUAUGCCUUUGGAAACUAUUACCUCAGGGAAAUAUAUACCGAUUAUCUUACAAAAUAUAUUACAAGAUUACCACAUCAUUUCAAAUUUACAAUCAUCUGCCAUUAAAUUUGAUGGACAAUUGGUAUGUGAAUUAGUAAAACAAAAAAAUUUAACAAAAUUGUCUUUGAAAUAUGAAGAAAAGUUCGGAUUAUCAUUAGAACAAUUAAUUAUAGUUCAAAAAAUUGCAAUAUUAUUAAUACAGAGAGCCGCUUUUUAUCUAGUGGGCGCAUUAAAGGCAAUAAUAAAUUUAAAAUAUACAAAAAUUGUUGAAGAAAAUGAGAAUCAAGUUUUCCAAUUUGGUUACGUUGGGUCAUUCUUACAAUAUUGUACUUUUUUCCAAGAUCAAAUAUCAAUUUAUUCAAACAAUACCAUUCAAUUACAAUUCUUGGAGGAUAGUAACCUAAUAGGUGCUGCAAUUGCUGCCUUCAUGAAUUAA